Molecule: messenger RNA, 1860 nt
Organism: Asterias rubens (European starfish)
Lineage: Eukaryota; Metazoa; Echinodermata; Asteroidea; Forcipulatida; Asteriidae
Product: alpha-2-macroglobulin receptor-associated protein-like
Exons: 7
Coding region: 131-1189 (352 amino acids)
Biological process (GO): regulation of receptor-mediated endocytosis
Cellular component (GO): endoplasmic reticulum; endomembrane system
Molecular function (GO): receptor antagonist activity; heparin binding; low-density lipoprotein particle receptor binding
Source: RefSeq, a predicted model, not a curated record
GUAGCUAGCAUGCAAGAAGAGCAGUCAUAUCACUGAGUUUUCUUUACCGACUGUGUGCUGCCGUCGUGUGAACUGAGACUUUUCUAUUUUAAAACCCCUAGAUAUUCCAACCUAAGCUGCCAUAUCCAAUAUGUUUUCGAUCAAGGAAAUAGUUGUAGUUAUUUUUACAUUGGUUUUCGUCUGUAGUGUUGUUCGAGCUCAGGGUAAAUAUUCAGAAAACACCAACGAGUCGGGUGGGCGUAACAUUCGAGAUGGAAAGCGAACUGCUCAAGAAGACCUUGACUUCAGAUCAAGAAUUGUUCAACAAGUUUGGGAGAAAGCCAACAAGAUGAAGAUGCCACCAGUCAAGAUGAACGAGUUAAGAGAGUCUUUGUUGAAACAUGACACUAAAGUGAUGCAGUUGAAGAAACAUCAACGAGAUGGGGCGGAUGCUGAUGGAGACACCGAAGCACUCCUACGCCGAAGAUUAUCAGACAUUAUGAGACAAUUUGGGAUGAUUCCACCAGAGGAGACAGAGAGGAGGAAGUCCAGAGAAGCUUUUAAAACAUCCGGCGGGGAUUUCAGUGACGCUAAAAUCAACAAGCUGUGGAUGAAGGCGCAACAAUUACCCAACUUUAACGCUCUGGAAUUGGAACAGCUUAGAGAAGAACUACUUCACCAUCAAGAAAAACAAGACCAGUUUGAGCAACUGUCAGAACAGCUUUAUGGAGACAAAGCCAAAGACGCCAAUCGUGUUGAUCGUGAUUCUAUCAAACCGGUGGAUCCAAAAGAUCGUUCCAUCUUGGAGCUCGAUCUGAAGCUGCAGCACCGGAGCCUGAGUCGUGACUUUCAGCGACUCUCUUCAAUCACAAUUCCCGAGGGUCAUCGCGGCGACUUCGUUGAGCCACGGAUCAUCAAUCUCUGGAGGGAAGCCCAAUUCUCAAACUUUACGGAAGAGGAACUCGAGUCGCUCAAGACCGAGUUGAAACAUUUUGAGGUGAAGCUGACCAAGUUUGAGACUCUACAUGUACAGUCACUGGAAGCGGAGAAGAAUUAUCGCGUAUCUAAGAAACUUGGUGAACCCGCUGAUGCCAUGAAGCACAGAUCUCUAAGAGAACAGGCUAGUGAUAUCGGCAGUAAGGUUAACCAAUAUAUAAACAACAUGAGAGGUCAGAUCAGAAAAGGGAAGCUUCGUGCAGAUGAACUCUAAUCAAGCGCCAGCCACAGAGAGAUAGACCAGAACGAAAUACGCCACUAUAAAGAUACAGGAAUAUUCUUUUUUAUUUAAAAUCUUUAUUUGAAAUAAUUAUCUCUUUUAACUAUUUUUUUUUCAUUUUUAGAAACGAAGUAUAGUAAUUAUGUCAGUUCUUGGAAUUUCCACCGUCUUUGAUACUAAAAACAAUUUUGUACUGACUACAACUUUUUGACAUUUUUGUUUUAUUUCAUAACAAAAUAAUGAGAGAACUAUUUGUGGAAAUAGCAUUUGCUCAUUUUUUAAAUUUACGUUUUAGCUUAAAUUUAUUUAUGAAAAUAUUUUCAUGUCCACAAAUUGUUGUCUUACUUUUGCUCAGCAAAAUUCGCGUAUGUUGUAUUAACACUUUCAAAGUGUAUUCACCCUAACUCCCUCCCAAAAUGAGAUGUCCUAUUUUUCUCCAAAUUAUAGAAUAAGUCUGAAAUUUCAAUCUAUAUUUAGAAGUAAACCCAUGAGAUGGCCAUUUUAUUUUGUUUUAUUAAGAAUUUUGUUCUGCUUUUUCCGAAGAAGUACUCUUAAAUAUUUUGUAGUUUUGUAGUUUAUGAAAUAUUGUAAUCUCUAAAAUUUCUGAAGUGAAUUUUUCCCUGUGGAGUCACGAUAACAUGGAUUAAAGAGCUUUAGUGCACGAA